Sorghum bicolor (sorghum) is the source of this 2395-nucleotide messenger RNA. RefSeq names its product putative pentatricopeptide repeat-containing protein At1g16830. Gene Ontology annotation, molecular function: protein binding. The transcript has 2 exons. The coding region runs from base 199 to 2088 and encodes 629 amino acids. NCBI's taxonomy places the organism in Eukaryota, Viridiplantae, Streptophyta, Magnoliopsida, Poales, Poaceae. The record is from RefSeq and is a predicted model, not a curated record.
AGUCUGGGCCGCACGUUCAUGGGCUACCGCCAGCUGAAGGCGAGCUCCAUUCAGCGAGCCGACACACCGCCGCCGUGCGGCAGCCAACCGGCGGCGUUUGAGCGCCGCGCCGUUGCUUGUGUUCCCUACUUCCCUCCCGCGUGUGGUCUGCGCUUGCAAUGCUAGCGACGACGCCUCCGUACCCGCUCACUUGCUUCCAUGCUCCACGGCGCGCGCAGGAGGACGGCGCCGCUCCCUGCCGCGCUCGCAGCCGCCUUCUUCGCUUCCAAGCCCCAGCCUCAGCCUCUGCCGCAGCUGCCAACGCCGCAGAUCGUCGAAGCCGCCGUCGCGCGCUGCCCCUCAGACGGCCUCGCGCUCUCCUUCUUCCUGUGGUGUGCCCGCCGCCCCGGCUAUUUCCACCCGCCCUCCUCCUUCGACCGCCUCCUCCCCGCCGCCUCCCGCUUCGCCUCCCGCCUCGGCACCGCCAACGAGCUUAUCCGCGAGCUCCAGGCCCUCGGCGUCCCCGUCAAGCCCCAGACUUUCCUGCUCCUGCUCAGGCUUUACUGGCGCGGGGGCCUAUACCCUAUGGUGCUCGAUCUGUUCGAUCAAAUGCGCCUCUGGGGAUUCCAACCCAAUGCCUUCGCCUGGAAUGUCGUCCUCGACGUCCUGCUCAGGACAGGCCAUCUUGACGCAGCGCGACACACGCUUCAGUACUACCCGACACCCAAUUACCUCACCUACGCCAUUGUGCUCACUCAUCUCUGCAGGGCUGGGGCCUGGUCAGGCGCCCGGAGUUGUUUUAUGGAAAUGCUACAGUUGGGAUUUCUCCCAAGUGCAGCUUCUCUCACUGCGGUUUUUGCCUGCUGCAGUAAGGCUGGAACUGUGUCUGAGCUUCUGCAACUGCUUUCUUUCGCGCUUGUCUCGGGUUGCAAGCUCAGCUCAGCCAUGUGGACAUGUUUGAUCGCUCGUCUGUGCCGUGAGGGGCGACUAGAGGAGGCUUGUAAUAUGCUGGCAAAGAUGGUGGAUUCUGGUUCUUCUCCUUCGGUGGUCACCUACACUCCACUUGUCAGAGGAUUCUUGCGAGCUGGUAGGCAUGAAAAGGCCCGCGAGCUUUUGGGAUCAAUGAUGUCUGCCAGCUGCAGCCCAGACAUUGUUUUGUAUAAUGUUCUGAUGGACAGCAUGGCAAAGGAGAGAAGAUACAAUGAGGCCCUGGAUAUUUACAUGCAUAUUCAUGGCAGUCAGAUAAAGCCAGAUGCAUACACCUUAUCUACUUUAGCUCGGGUAUUACAGUUUUCACAGAAUAUGGGCCUUCUUCACAGGUUGAUUCUACGCUCCGAUAUCUCUCUUGAUCUUGUGGCCUGCAAUUCUGUGUUGAGUGCUCUGUGCAAGUCAGGUUUUCCAUCUGAAGCCAUCCAGUUCUACAUUGAUAGAAUUGAGACAUGCACCAGCUCGGACAGCUACACUCAUGUCGGAUUACUGGAUAGUUUGUGCCAGUUAGGAAGGGUAAACCAUGCAAUCGAUGUGUACCACAAUAUCAUUGCGAGUGCUCCUGAAUCAAAUGCCUAUGUUCAUGCAGCAAUCCUCUGUGGCCUUGUUAGACAGGGUCAGAGCCUUGCGGCCUUGAGGAUUUUAAGAGAGGCUGUACGGAAAAAAUAUGCUGUUAAUUCUGUGUGCUACACUGUGGUUUUACAUGGUCUUUUCUGUGUGCAUCUGGUGGAAGAGGCUUUCAGGUUGUUUGACCAGAUGAAAAAUUCAGGAUUAGCACCCAACACUUGUACAUACAAUGUGAUGCUUCGUGGACUUUGUAGGACCAGGGAUCUGCAUGCUGUUAAGCAGUUGUUAACAGAAAUGGAAUGUGCUGAUGUUAAAAUGGACAGUAUAUCAUUCAACACAGUAGCUGUGCUCCUAAUUAAGUCACAGCGCAUCGACUCAGCUGUUGCAUUGAUCAGAGACAUGCUAAAUCUAGGCAUGAAGCCUAGUAACAGAACUUGUUCAUUACUUUCUCAGUCCACUGUCUAUAAAUCUGUUUUGGUGGAUAACACCACUCCCACUGUUGAAAGCGAUGGGUCAGAUUCGUCCAGUGAUCUCCUUGUAUGCUCAGCUUCAUAGGCCAUUUUAUGUCAACUGUACAAACAUAUUAUCAAGUAGGCCAUCUUCUAGAAGGGAUGAUGAGUCCUCAAUGACUUUCUGCAUUCAGUAGGUGCUAUACUGCCCUAAAAAAAGGUUGGUGGACAUACUGCAGUGAAAAAGAUCCAUAUGGACAAUAUUACCUUGUGCAGGAAAUAAAGUGGUCUGGUACUAUAAAUAUUGGAUCUUUCAGUGGACUUGCAGUCUAGAUUAAGGGGUUCAUACACUUGAAAAUUUGAAAUGAUUUUGCAACAUGGCCUUUCACUUGAUCUGAGAGAAUGUGCAGGUA